GGUCUGUCUCUGGCCGACAGCUCCGCCCAGCCGGCUCACAGAGAGCCAGCACGUACACGUGAAAAGCCGAGCGCUGGUACACCGAACGAGUCCUGGUCUGCGCCAGAGCGAGUGUAUUCAGACAUAUUACACCAGCAUGGUGGCUGUCUGAAAAGAAAAUUCCAAAAAAAGAAGAAGUAGGAAGAUGGCCCAGAAAGACACGCUUCUGCAUCUCUUUGCUGGAGGGUGUAGCGGUACUGUGGGAGCCAUCGUGACCUGCCCUUUGGAGGUGUUGAAGACAAGGCUACAGUCCUCGGGACUCACCCUCCGGCCCGUCUUCCAGGUCCAACUUGGCACCCUCACUGGGACCGGGGUCAUCCGACCAGGCACUGUUACGCCUGGGCUGGUGCAAGUAUUACGAUCAAUCCUCGAGAAAGAGGGACCAAGAUCUCUUUUCCGUGGUCUGGGGCCAAAUCUGGUUGGUGUGGCUCCCUCAAGAGCCAUUUACUUUGCCUCAUAUUCCAAAUCCAAAGAGCUUUUCAAUGGGAUGCUGGUUCCCAAUAGUGGUGCUGUACACAUGUCCUCUGCUGGUAUUGCAGCUUUUGUUACAAAUUCCCUGAUGAACCCCGUCUGGAUGGUCAAGACUAGGAUGCAGUUGGAGAAAAAAGCCCGGGGAGAGAAAAAGAUGAAUGCCUUGCAAUGUGCCCGCCAUGUUUACAAAACGGAGGGCGUCCGGGGCUUCUACCGUGGCCUGACCGCUUCCUACGCCGGCAUCUCUGAGACCAUGAUCUGCUUCCUCAUCUAUGAGACGCUCAAGAAGCGGCUUGCUGACCAUCAGCUGUCAUCCCCAAAUAAUGAAAAUGAGAAAAAAGCGUCUGACUUCCUACGCUUGAUGAUGGCAGCUGCUUUCUCAAAGGGGUGUGCAUCCUGCAUAGCCUACCCACAUGAGGUGAUUCGGACAAGACUGCGCGAGGAAGGCAGCAAGUACAAGUAUUUCUUUCAGACCGGGAGGUUAAUAGCUUUGGAGGAAGGCUAUGCAGCUUUUUAUAGAGGACUCAUUCCACAGCUAAUUAGACAAAUCCCCAACACAGCCAUCGUCCUGUCCACAUAUGAACUCAUUGUCCAUCUACUGGGAGAGUCCAAGUAAAAAAAAAAAGGCUGUUUGGUGACUUGGGUUUUUCUUUCCAGCAAAUGUUUCAUGGUCGCACCAUGACUGGACACACACAAAAAGUUUGAAUUGCAGCACAUUGAUGUCCGUGUGGUGCCUGAGACACUUCUAUUUUGGAACUGAAGCCACUUGUUCUGUUAUCUAAUGAACACUUUGUUUAUAAAAAGUAGAUGAAGAAGUUGCUAACCUGUGGAACAAAAGGCCAUCUUCUUGGAUUACUUGUGUUAAGUUAACUAAAUUAUUUUGUUUUUUUUUUAUUUUAUGUCUGCUUCCCUUGUAUUAUCAGUGGUAACUGAAUCCACUUACAUGAGAAUGAGGUCGGCUCAUGUACUUAUUAACAAGGGAAAUGAUUUGUAGUACUAGCGCUGUUUGUCACCUUCCAAUGAACACAUACCAUUUUGGGACAAACACAGUUUGCUUUUUUCCAAGUUAGAUUUGAAGAGAAGAACUGUGUUAUAUUUUUGUUUAAUAUAUAUAUAAAAGUACACUUACUUGCUUACCUCUUAUUUUUCUUUUGAAAAAGGAUGGUUACGUUUUAUUUACAACAUGACAAGGUUGGUGCUUAUUGGACAAGUGAGUCAAUAAAAUGCAUCAUGACAUUGACUGUUUUUUUUCUAGUGGCAUAAAUAACAGUUUGCCUUGAUUUAAAAAAAAAGUAUACUUCAGUGUGCAAAGAUAUCAUCAUGAAAGACUCAUUUUCCUUUGAUUUUUAUUAAAUGUACAUUUUUAC
Molecule: messenger RNA, 1877 nt
Organism: Hippocampus comes (tiger tail seahorse)
Lineage: Eukaryota; Metazoa; Chordata; Actinopteri; Syngnathiformes; Syngnathidae
Gene: slc25a33
Product: solute carrier family 25 member 33
Exons: 8
Coding region: 185-1126 (313 amino acids)
Biological process (GO): pyrimidine nucleotide import into mitochondrion
Cellular component (GO): mitochondrion
Molecular function (GO): pyrimidine nucleotide transmembrane transporter activity
Source: RefSeq, a predicted model, not a curated record